Molecule: messenger RNA, 2879 nt
Organism: Oryzias melastigma (Indian medaka)
Lineage: Eukaryota; Metazoa; Chordata; Actinopteri; Beloniformes; Adrianichthyidae
Gene: hsd17b3
Product: hydroxysteroid (17-beta) dehydrogenase 3
Exons: 11
Coding region: 1559-2305 (248 amino acids)
Cellular component (GO): endoplasmic reticulum
Molecular function (GO): testosterone dehydrogenase (NADP+) activity
Source: RefSeq, a predicted model, not a curated record
CCAGUUUAGUAAGGAGUAGUACGGGAUGGACCGGUUCAUUCUGGCGAGCGUUUCCACUCAGUUAAGUCUCGCUUCCACUGAGCGGAUGGUUUCCCAGGGCACGCGUGGUCAUUGCGUCACUGUAGUGUGGGGAGUAGAGAAGCAACAACGACGGAGGUCAUCCGGCAGCUUGUCUUUUUCUCACUUUCAUUUUUGUACAUUGUGUAUAACAGGAAUUUAAUAAUGUUUGAAAGAAGGUUUCAGGCUGUUAAGAAGAAUACCGCCGUAAAGAGGAAAACGGAAUCGCUAGCUUAGUGCUAUGUUGAUGCUUUCUAAUGUCGUCAUCACUUUCGGUCCAAUCAGAGGGUGACAACAGCGACUCCGCCUCUACUGUCCUAAUUUUCUAUGGAUCUAUAACGGAUGGGGGCCCUCAAGAGAUACGGGUCAGAACUUUCCAAUGGGUCCAUUUUACAAUGGAAAUGCUCAAAAUAACGGAUCAAACUGUACCAUACUGGAACUGAAACGAGACUUUAGUACCAAUAGAGCAUGGUUACACCACUACAGCCUACCUGAGUAUUGUUACUGACCAUGUCCAUUCCUUUAUGACCACAGAGUCCCAUCCUCUGAUGCUACUUAUAACAGGAUAACUCUCCAUGUCAUAAAGCUGGGAGAAUCUCAGACAGGUUUCUUGAACAUGACAAUGAGUCCACUGUUCUCAAAUGGCUCCAGUCACCAGAUCCCAGUCCAUUGGAACAUCUUUGGAAUGUGGUGGCACGGGAGAUUGGCAUCAUAGAAGUGCAGCCGACAGAUCUGCAGCAGCUGUGUGGUGUUAUCCUCUCAACAUGGUUCAAAUUCUGAGGAAUUUUUACAGUAUCUUGUUGAAUCUGUGCCAUGAAGGAUUAAGGAAGUUCUGACGGCAAGAGGGGGUCCAACCCAGUACUAGCAAGGUGGAGCUAACAUAGGAGCCAGUGGGUGUAUUUUGUGCAUUUUAGGCCUGUAAGUUCAUCUCAGGACUGAUCAAAUGUUGCUAUCACAUCUUUACAGUUAGGUAUAAUUAUUUGCUUUCUUUAUGUUUUAUUCUGUAAAGUCACUGGCGACAAUGGGAAACUGCAGAAAUUAUGUGAUAAUUGUGUGACUUUCAUUGAUUCAAGCUGAUUUCCAGAUUUGGCUAAUGAUAACUUCAGGAUAUGCUUUGCUGUUGGUAUUUCCUGAUUGUCUCUGAAGAUUAAGAAGUACCUAUGAGCACAAAAAAGGAUUUGUGAUCAAAGAAUGGAGUUUUCUCAAAAGCAAAGUUUUAGAUGUUGGACUUCGAACGCUUAAACAAUGAAGCACUGCAUGGAUUUCCUUUUCAAGGUGGAGCGAGAUCACAUUCCGACCAAGGUUGCUUGUCUCAGAUCUGAAUGGAAAGCCCUCAUUGUUAACUUGUGGAUGUCUGUGGGUUAUUUCCACCUCAGGGUAAAGCUUUUAUGUCUUACUUUGCACAGAUCUUUGUUGGAUCUCUCCACAGAGCCCUGCAGUGGUGACUGGAGCCUCAGAGGGAAUCGGAAGAGCUUAUGCAUUGGCACUUGCUGAGCGAGGAAUGAACAUCGUUAUCAUGAGUCGAACCAAAUCAACACUGGAUCAAGUGGCAAAGGAAAUAAGCAAUUCCACGGGUCAAAAGGUGAAGGUGAUCGUAGCUGACUUCACUGAGGAAAACAUCUUUGGUGAAAUCGAGGAGCAGCUCAAGGACCUCUGCGUUGGAGUUUUAGUCAACAACGUCGGCAUUCUUCCCAGCUUCAUCCCCUACAGGUUUCUGGAGUCUGAAGACCUGGACCAAACAAUUACUAAGGUGAUAAACUGCAACGUAAAAACCAUGGUUAAGAUGUGCAGAAUGAUUCUUCCACACAUGGAAAAGAGGAGAAAAGGGGUGAUUGUGAACAUUUCUUCUGGAAUUGCUUCUAUCCCGUUUCCCCUCUACACCCUUUAUGCAGCAUCAAAAAUAUUUGUGGAGCGCUUUUCUCAAGGCCUACAAGCAGAAUAUGAAGAUAGAGGCAUUCUUAUACAGGCGGUGGCUCCAUUUGGGAUCUGCACUCGGAUGGCAGGUUACCAGCAACCCAACAGUGUGACCUUUUUACCAGAAGACUUUGUAAAGAAAUCUCUGCAGUACCUCCGAGCAGGAAACAAAACACAUGGCAGUAUUUGUCACAUAGUUCUAGGCUGGUUACUGCAAUCCAUUCCCCUAAAGGUUCUCCACUCAGACUCUCUGCUGCAGGGCAUACAAAACUACGUUAAGAAGAAAACGCAGAAGGCUGCAUCACGAGAGACCAACAAAGAAGACAAACCUUAACAAUGAAAUCCCAAGAUGUAUAGUUUGAUAAUAGACUGAAAAAGUCAUACUGGUGGAUGACAAAAUGUACUGGAUCUUUGAAUGACAUUUCUACAAAACCAAAAGGGAAAUGAAAAAAGAAAAGGGAUUUUAUUGUGAAGGGAAAUGAUGUGUAUUUUAAAUAGUAUGCUUAAUAUUCUUCUGUUUGAUUCAUAAAAGAUGUUUAGAAGGAAAAUGUUUUCAUAAAGCUGAAGGAAACAAGUGGCUUUAAAUUUCUCACUCCUUUACUGCACGUGUCAAAGUUAAGGCCCGGGGGCCGGAUCCGCCGGCCCACCAGAUCAUUUUAUAUAAUUGUUAUUAACGAUGUUAUCUUGCGCUGGUAACAUAAGCCUCAUUUCCACUGAGCAGUCCGCUCUGGUAAGGAGUAGCAGUAUAUAUUUUAUGGAGAUCACAAUCUUUUCAGAUAUUUAUAAGCUUAACUUUUCAUAUAAACUGGUAAAAGUAAAGGGCUUUUUCCUUUUAAUGUUUAGUUUAUUUCUGACUUGUAUCAUUUUGUCAAAAUAUAUUUUUAUGGAGAGUAAAAUGUUGAAAGUUA